GUGAAAAAGAAACAAGUAAGAAGGGGCGGGGGCGCGUGAAGGAGUCUUGGAGGAGGGGUCAUAUCAUCACCAUUCACCAUUCACCAUUCACCGGCAGCAGGAAGAGGGAAAACUAAAUAAAUUGCUCUUGCUUGGGUGAGGGGUCAUUGCUUCUACGAGUAUUACUUAAACCCCAUACCAAUUUCACAUCUUUCUCAAAUCUAAUUUUUGUUCGGAAAUUGAAAUCCCACUGGUUUUGUAAACCCUAAAUUAGAUACAGAUGGCUGGUAUCAUAAGAUCAAGCUUGUCAUUCAUAGUGGGAACAGUAUUCGGCGUUUAUGUGGCUCAAAAUUACAACGUCCCCAACAUGAGGAAGCUUGCUGAUACUGGUAUGGCUAUGUUCAACCACCUUGAGCAAACUUAUCGCAAACCCAAGAAGCGCGGGGAAGAGGACGAUCACUAAUUUACCUGGACAUGUAAAGGCCAGCCAGAACUGCAGCUGCUUGAAACAGUUACUACAUGAUUCUUGCUCCUAUUUAAAGCUUUCGUUUACAGAAUAUAAGUACUCCUUGAUCAUUGUUGAGCUGUUACUCCAUAUUUGUUUUUGUGGCUUUGUGGCACAUGUAUGAGAACAUUCAAAGAUUGUAAUGUUGCAGUCUUGCAGAAUCCUUGAUCAAUAAUAUCAAUACAGUAUUUAUUGUUUUUA
Messenger RNA from Chenopodium quinoa (quinoa), 685 nucleotides. RefSeq lists its product as uncharacterized. The coding region runs from base 260 to 442 and encodes 60 amino acids. The transcript has 2 exons. Lineage: Eukaryota; Viridiplantae; Streptophyta; Magnoliopsida; Caryophyllales; Amaranthaceae. The record is from RefSeq and is a predicted model, not a curated record.